Messenger RNA from Aureobasidium subglaciale EXF-2481, 758 nucleotides. RefSeq lists its product as uncharacterized. Bases 41 to 454 code for a protein of 137 amino acids. The transcript has a single exon. Gene Ontology annotation, biological process: potassium ion import across plasma membrane; intracellular potassium ion homeostasis. Gene Ontology annotation, molecular function: high-affinity potassium ion transmembrane transporter activity. Lineage: Eukaryota; Fungi; Ascomycota; Dothideomycetes; Dothideales; Saccotheciaceae. The record is from RefSeq and is a predicted model, not a curated record. Gene Ontology annotation, cellular component: plasma membrane.
AUCCAUCCCAUGCUCCUCCUACUCAUACCGUCCGUCUUGGAUGCGCAAGGCUUCACAUCUCUGCUACUUCGUCUUGACCAUACUGCUGUCCUCGAUCAUAGUCUAUGGCAGCACCACCAAUGGCAACUCCGGCAAUGCACAAGAGCAGUUCUAUUUGUCGUACAUCGAUGCUCUGUUCCUCUGUUCUAGCGCCAUGACCAACAGUGGUCUCAGCGUGGCUAAUCUGAGUGCUAUCACAGGUUUCCAACAGGCCGUGCCCUACGACACCUACUCAUUUAGUGGAACGUGGCACACUUUGAGUAAGUUGAUUCUCAUAUGCGUUAUGAUCUGUGGACGACACCGCGGUCUACCUUACGCUGUAGACAGGGCAGUGCUGUUGCCAGGUGAAGAAUUAAUGGAAAAGAUGGAUACAGAGGUUGAUGGACGAGGCAGAGACAAGAACGGUGUCCAUUGACAUGAGGAUGGACAGAUGGGUCACAGAGAGGACAACCGGUCACAGACUGGGAGCGAGGAGCAAUGCGCUGAUGUGCAUGAGGUCAAAGGCACUGAAGAAGGUUCUCCAUGAGGGUCCUGAGAAAUUCCAGCUAUGGUCGUGCAAACAUAUGAUGCUCACUAUCAGACCAAUUUGCAAGUGCAAGCACCUCCGGAGUUCAUGUAGAGCGGCAAUAUUUCGUGUUUUGCAUCGAAGCGACUCUCAUCAUGCUUGCUUUGGAAAGACUUGGACUACAUUGACAGCGACAAAGAACAAAAACCAACAU